AUGUCCCAAACUCCAUCUAAAAUCCUCAUUGUUGGCGCAGGCGUACUCGGCCUCAGCACCGCAUUGGCCCUUGUCCAGCGUCCUAAAUAUUCCCAGUCCAACAUCACUGUCUUGGACGCUGCAUCUGAGAUCCCCAACAGCGUCGCAGCGUCCGUGGAUACGAGCCGCGUAUUGCGCGCCGACUACGCUCUGAAAGCGUACACGAAACUCGUCUCUGAGUCACAGACACUGUGGGGAGACCAGUCCGUCGAUGGCUGGGGCGGAGAGGGACGAUACCACGACGCAAAACUACCAGGCACUCAGGGCCAUGUGGAUGGCUAUCUGGAAGAGAGUCUGGAGAACGCCAAAGACCUGGCCAGGUCCGGAGACUACGCAGUCGACCUCCGGGGCCUGCGCGAACUGCCGCAUCGAGAAGCCAUCGCACAUGCUACCCUCACCGGCGGAGCCAGUGGCGACUUUGGCUACUACAAUGAACGAUGUGGCUGGGCAGAUGCUGAGAAGUGUGUGCGAUAUGCGAUCAGAACUCUGCAGCGCCGGGGUGGAGAUCGGGUUAGCAUCAAGACCAACGCCGGAGUACGCAAACUGCUUUAUGCGCCAGCUGACGGGGCUGAAUCCACCCGAUGUACCGGCAUCGAGCUACACGAUGGUUCUCAUGUCUUCGCAGACCUGGUAAUUCUUGCGGCCGGUGCAUGGACACCGUCUCUCGUCGAUCUUGAAGGGAGAGCAGCGGCCACUGGCCAGGUUCUCGCAUACUUACCUAUAACUGAGCAUGAGCAAAGAACCAUGGGGUCUGUGCCUAUUUAUUUCAACGUCAGCCGCGGAAUGUUUAUGGUGCCUCCGCAUAACAGGGAGCUUAAGGUAGGCCGGCAUGGCUUUGGAUAUCAAAACCCCAUGAAGGUGUCCAUCCCAAUUCCAAACCCGGGAGGAGACCUUCAAUUCGUCGAGAAGAUGGUCAGCGUGCCACGAACUGACCUCCCCAUCCCACUCGAGGCAGAAAAGGCCUGCAAAGAAUUUCUAGUCGAAUUGUUCCCGGAUUGGAGGAAUCGGCAAUUCUCCAAAACGCGCGUCUGCUGGUAUUGCGAUACACCGACCGGUGAUUUUAUCAUUGAUUACUAUCCUCGAGCUACCGGACUGUUUCUUGCUACCGGCGACAGUGGGCAUGCUUUCAAAAUACUCCCGAUUAUUGGAGAGAAGGUGGUGGAUGCCAUUGAUGGCAACCUCGAGCCGGAAUAUCGGGAGCUAUGGAAAUGGAAGACUAAUGCACCAGGAACCUUUCAGGGAACGAAUGAUGGCACAAGGGGAGGCAGAAGGGAUAUGAUUCUGCAAACUGAGGCCCGGACUCCAACCCAGCCCCGGGAGACUCAUCUAUAG
Molecule: messenger RNA, 1371 nt
Organism: Aspergillus steynii IBT 23096
Lineage: Eukaryota; Fungi; Ascomycota; Eurotiomycetes; Eurotiales; Aspergillaceae
Product: NAD(P)/FAD-dependent oxidoreductase
Exons: 3
Coding region: 1-1371 (456 amino acids)
Molecular function (GO): sarcosine oxidase activity; proline dehydrogenase activity; flavin adenine dinucleotide binding
Source: RefSeq, a predicted model, not a curated record